AAGAUUAAAUUAAUCAUCUUUUUUUUCUCAAUAAGCAUAUUAUUUUGCUGAGUCACUAAGUAUAUUUCAAUGAUAUUGCAUUGGAGUAAGAGGAUUAAUGCUUAACCUCACUUCUUUGUUUGCCGAGGACUGCAGCUGAGGGUUUAUUGAGUAUGGAUUGAGCAUCACACUAAAAACCUUCCCUGGAACAGGGGACCAAAGGAUGUAAACUGAACAUUUUUAAAAUCUGCUUUGUUUUCCUCAUAUUGCUGAAGAUUCAGAUAGAUAUCUGCCUGUAAGUGAUGUGAAUCAAUUUAAUCUACUGAAACAAAGUACAGCAUUGAAGACAAUGUCGUUUUUCGCCCCCUAAUACAUUUUCCCUGGCGUGCUGUUUAUUUUUUUUUAAGACACGUGAAGAAGAAAUCGUGAUCACAGUAUUGGCUGUAUCCACCUGCAUCCUUUUUGUCUUUUUUUGGAAGAGAUGAUCCUGGCUUUCCAGUUGGUCUCCUUCACCUACAUCUGGAUCACAUUGAUACCAAAUGUUUGUGCUGCUUCUCACAUCAGGAUGACACACCAGCGGUGCUCCUCUUCAAUGAAACAAAUCUGGAACAGCAAACAAGAAACUAGAAUGAAGAAAGAUGACAGUACCAAAGUGCGGCCUCAGAAAUAUGAGCAACUUCUCCAUAUAGAGGACAACGAUUUUGCAAUGAGACCUGGAUUUGGAGGGUCCCCAGUGCCAGUAGGUAUAGAUGUCCAUGUUGAAAGCAUUGACAGCAUUUCAGAGACUAACAUGGACUUUACAAUGACUUUUUAUCUCAGGCAUUACUGGAAAGACGAGAGGCUCUCCUUUCCUAGCACAGCAAACAAAAGCAUGACAUUUGAUCAUAGAUUGAUCAGAAAGAUCUGGGUGCCUGAUAUCUUUUUUGUCCACUCUAAAAGAUCCUUCAUCCAUGAUACGACUAUGGAGAAUAUCAUGCUGCGCGUACACCCUGAUGGAAACGUCCUCCUAAGUCUCAGGAUAACGGUUUCGGCCAUGUGCUUUAUGGAUUUCAGCAGGUUUCCUCUUGACACUCAAAAUUGUUCUCUUGAACUGGAAAGCUAUGCCUACAAUGAGGAUGACCUAAUGCUAUACUGGAAACACGGAAACAAGUCCUUAAAUACUGAAGAGCAUAUGUCCCUUUCUCAGUUCUUCAUUGAAGACUUCAGUGCAUCUAGUGGAUUAGCUUUCUAUAGCAGCACAGGUUGGUACAAUAGGCUUUUCAUCAACUUUGUGCUAAGGAGGCAUAUUUUCUUCUUUGUGCUGCAAACCUAUUUCCCAGCCAUACUGAUGGUGAUGCUUUCAUGGGUUUCAUUUUGGAUUGACCGAAGAGCUGUUCCUGCAAGAGUUUCCCUGGGAAUCACCACAGUGCUGACCAUGUCCACGAUCAUCACUGCCGUGAGCGCCUCCAUGCCCCAGGUGUCCUACCUCAAGGCUGUGGAUGUGUACCUGUGGGUCAGCUCCUUCUUCGUGUUCCUGUCAGUCAUUGAGUACGCAGCUGUGAACUACCUCACCACAGUGGAAGAGCGGAAACAAUUCAAGAAGACAGGGAAGAUUUCUAGGAUGUACAAUAUUGAUGCAGUUCAAGCCAUGGCCUUCAAUGGUUGUUACCAUGACAGCGAGAUUGACAUGGACCAGACUUCCCUCUCUCUAAACUCAGAAGACUUCAUGAGAAGAAAAUCGAUACGCAGCCCCAGCACCGAUUCAACUCGGAUAAAGAGAAGAAAAUCCCUAGGAGGACAUGUUGGUAGAAUCAUUCUGGAAAACAACCACGUCAUUGACACCUAUUCUAGGAUUUUAUUCCCCGUUGUGUACAUUUUAUUUAAUUUGUUUUACUGGGGUGUGUAUGUAUGAAGGGGAAUUUCACAUGUAUACAACUUUGAAGCCAGACGAUGUUUCGAAACAAAACUCUUGAAUAUGAGGUGGGUAGUCCUAGAUGGAACUGGGAAAGAGCCAGUUGCCUCUCCUGCCCUAAUGAGAAUUUGAAAGCUGACUUAUUUAUAUCUAAGAAAGAGUUUAGGCCCUAGAAAAGUUGGACUCCAUAAAUAAGAGUCACAGGCAUGUGUAUUAUGGGAAAAACAGUCUUCCAUUGGGAAGGGCUUUGUAACUACUUCAUGUGAACCCUCCUUCUUUCUUCAUGAAAUGUUCUUUAUUUAACUAGGGAAGAAAGCUGGACUCUAAACAAUAAUUCAAGGAUAUUUGGUUUCUUACUGCCAGCCAAGUGCCUGGUUAUCUACCAGAGCUCAACCAUCCUUAGGUAAGAAUACCUACAUUGAGGUAGUAUCACCUGCACUCACACAGUCAAGAAUCCUGUGAAGGAUCUCCAAUCUCCUUCUCCAGUCAAGUCUUUAUUCUUAUUUAAAUAUUGUUUCAGGCCCGGUGCGGUGGCUCAUGCCUGUUAU
Messenger RNA from Macaca mulatta (Rhesus monkey), 2418 nucleotides. The record is from RefSeq and is a predicted model, not a curated record. Lineage: Eukaryota; Metazoa; Chordata; Mammalia; Primates; Cercopithecidae.